AUGGCUACCACCGAAGCAACAACCGCCGCUCCCAACAGCACAGCUUUGCAGGGAGAGGUUUCUAGUGUCAUUCCAGAUACCACAGAGACGAAGCCUGCUGUCGAGCCUUCUUCUGCCCCAACUGAGCCGACCCCAGCCCCAGCAGAAACCCCGGUCGCCACCGAGAAGGCUGCGGAUGCCGAAAUCCCCGUCGAAAACAAGGCGACCCCGAUCGAGGAGCUUUGGGCCCUCGCCCAGGCACAUGGGCACCCCGAGAUUUGGGGAGUCACACUCGCAGACCCGGCGACCCACGUCCCAACCCAGGUGAUCUUACAAAAGUACCUGAAUGCCUACGACGGAGAUCUCGCAAAAUCCAAAGACACCCUCACCAAGACUCUGGAAUGGCGGGCCAAGAUGAAGCCGGUGGAACUGCUCAAGAAGAAAUUCAACCGGAGCAAAUUCGCUGGACUGGGAUACACCACCGUCUAUGGUGAUGCUGAUCCAGCAGCCGACCCGGAGACCAGGGAGGUGUUUACUUGGAACAUCUAUGGGAGCGUCAAGAGUCUGGAGGAGACGUUUGGAAAUCUGCCUGAAUUCAUCGAGUGGCGAGUGGCCUUGAUGGAAGAUGCCCUGCAAGCCCUUGGAAUCGACAAGGCCACCAAACCCAUCUCUGCGACCUACGACCCCUACAAGAUCCUCCAAGUUCACGAUUACAAGUCUAUCAGCUUCCUUCGCCAGUCUCCCGUGGUGAAAGCUGCCAGCACCGAGACGAUCAAGAUCUUCGCGCAAAACUACCCCGAGCUGCUCAAGGAAAAGUUCUUCGUGAACGUUCCAGCAUUUAUGGGAUUCAUUUACACGUUCAUGAAGCUGUUCGUGGCCGCAAAAACAAUCAAGAAGUUCCACCCAAUGAGUAACGGUGCCAACCUGGCGCGGGAAAUGGCGACUAGCAGCAAGGUGAAAGGAUUGGGUGAGAUGCUGCCGGAAGAAUACGGUGGAAAAGGGGAAGCUCUCAGUUCUGCCGGAAGACAGCCAUCACUCGAGGACGAGACUCCAGCGGAGUGA
Fonsecaea erecta is the source of this 1041-nucleotide messenger RNA. RefSeq lists its product as hypothetical. NCBI's taxonomy places the organism in Eukaryota, Fungi, Ascomycota, Eurotiomycetes, Chaetothyriales, Herpotrichiellaceae. The transcript is spliced from 3 exons. The coding region runs from base 1 to 1041 and encodes 346 amino acids. Gene Ontology annotation, cellular component: cortical endoplasmic reticulum; plasma membrane; cytosol. The record is from RefSeq and is a predicted model, not a curated record. Gene Ontology annotation, biological process: Golgi to plasma membrane protein transport; regulation of exocytosis. Gene Ontology annotation, molecular function: phosphatidylinositol transfer activity.